AUGGCACUGACACGCAAGCCAAAAGAGCGAAUGAUGGAAGUAUUACAAGGUAAUGUACAAACUAGUGUUGGUUUCUAUGGCCCUUCGGGCUAUGCAGAUAGUUUGUCACUGGUCAUGAAAGGAAGGGAGUUGAAGUACAGCAAGAAUCUCGGGUAUGUGGCAAGCAUAGACCUUUCUGGCAACAAUUUUUCCGGUGAUAUUCCAAGAGAAUUAGCAAAUCUCUAUGGACUGCAGAGCAUGAAUUUGUCUAAUAACAAGUUGUCAGGAAAUAUACCCACAAACAUUGGUCAGUUGAGAUGGUUAGAGUCUCUGGACUUAUCAAGAAACAAUCUUUCCGGAUCAAUUCCUUCGAGCAUGUCAUCUUUGACUUCAUUGAGUCACUUGAAUCUAUCUUACAACAAUUUCACUGGGAGAAUUCCCACAGGAUACCAGCUUCAAACACUUAAUGAUCCAUCUAUGUACAUUGGCAAUCCUGGGCUUUGUGGUGCUCCUCUUGAAAAUUGCAAGGCCAAUGAGAUAUACAAUGGAACACAACGCGCUUGUGGUGGUGAAAUUGAUGAUUGUGAAUCCGAAAUGCUGGGGUUCUAUAUUGGAAUAAUUCUGGGGUUUGUUGCAGGGUUUUGGGCUAUAUGGGGUACUUUGUUGCUCUGUGAGACAUUGAGGAAUCGUUAUUUCGUCUUCAUUGAUUGGUUAUUUGCACUAUCUGUGGAAAAAUGA
This is a messenger RNA of Dioscorea cayenensis subsp. rotundata (Guinea yam), 717 nucleotides long. RefSeq names its product receptor-like protein EIX2. The record is from RefSeq and is a predicted model, not a curated record. The transcript has a single exon. The coding region runs from base 1 to 717 and encodes 238 amino acids. Lineage: Eukaryota; Viridiplantae; Streptophyta; Magnoliopsida; Dioscoreales; Dioscoreaceae. Gene Ontology annotation, molecular function: protein binding.